Seminavis robusta is the source of this 696-nucleotide messenger RNA. Lineage: Eukaryota; Bacillariophyta; Bacillariophyceae; Naviculales; Naviculaceae. The record is from the annotation of a GenBank genome assembly.
AUGGUCCUACAGUGCGACAAAGACGAUUACAUGCUCGGUGGCCCUGGAUGCGUCGUCGAGGCAGACGAAGGCAAAUUCGGAAGGCGCAAGGACAAUCGCGGACGCUGCGUGAACUCUGACUGGGUGUUCGGUAUGGUGGAAAGAGGCGGCGAGAGAAAGCUGGCAUUAGCGGUUGUGCCCGACAGAAAGGCGAACACAUUGCUCCCCCUUAUCAUGGCCUUCAUUCGGCCAGGAACGACAAUCAACACUGACAAACACGGUGGGUAUAACAAAAUUGGAGAACUAACAGGCUACGAUUACACCCACAGGACACUAUGUCACAAAUAUGAAUUCGUCGCGGCAGAUGGAACGCACACGCAAACAAUCGAAGGAAACUGGAGGGUGUUGAAAAAGAACGUCCCAGAGUCACAGAGAGAAGGAAGCAACUUGCAGGAGUACCUGUACGAGUGCAUGUGGCGACGCAAACAUGCGAAACACCUGUGGGCAUCUUUCCUGGAGGGUCUAGCGAGGCUACGUUACAGGCCGGAGGACAUCGACCGUCUAUGGGAAUUACGCGAGGAAAAUGAAGAGUCAUGGAGUCCCGAGGAAUCUUCCAGUGAUGACUCUCUGGAGUAUGAUUCCAGUGCCACCGACAGCAGUUUGAGUGAAGUAUCAUCGAGUUAUAUGGUUAUCCAGUUAGUUAAUGAGUUAGUUUAA